CUGAGAGCUGUCAGAAGGGCUUGUUGCACGUAAAGCUUUAGCUUAAAGUAUCAUAAAGGGAAAAUAAAGCAGCAAUUUGUGUUUUCCUCUGAAACUUUAUGACCUCUCUUGCCCCACCCGAUGAGAAUGCUCUUUUUUUCCUUUAAAAAAAGCCUUAAUCCAGUUCAUAUUCGCGGCCGUAUGUUUGCUUGAAGUCUUGUUUCGAGCAGUUUGCGUGGCCCCGACCAUCAGUUUUGCGGCUUGAGCGACUGAGCAGCGAGUCUUGGUGAUGUUAAGAUCUCUGACAGAAAGUGCCUUUUCAAACAACAUCCCUACUUGAAGCUGCUUGGACUGUCUGUGUGUCUCUUUAAUGCCUGCUCUCCCUCAUUAAGACGGUCCCCCACGCACGAGCUGUGACAGAAGAUACCUCAACUGCAACAAUUUGCCCUGCAUUUCAUUUCAGCCUGGCUCCAGCAUUUCAAAAGAAGUGGAAAGAUUUACUGCGAGGAGGAAGAGGCUGCCAAAGCACAAAGAGCUGACUUCGUUUCAAAAUUUAAUCAAUACCAGCAAGCAGUCUGCACACAAUUAAUAUUCUAUCAAGGAGUGCCAUUGCAUUGAAAUAACUUUAUUUAGAGCGUUUGUGUCAGCGGAACAAUCAAGAAACUCGGACAGGCUUGUCAACUCAGCGUGCCACUGAGCAUGUACCUUUUUGCUGCCAGAAGCUUACAAUUGGGACAAACUGAUUGAUGAGUGACUGCUUGCUGAUAAAUCGUCUGUUCCCCAUGCUGCGGCUGUGUGGGUGUAUCAGUCUACCGUCUGUGUUUGGGGACCUUAGGAAAAACCUUGGCCAAAAGUUAUAUUGAACUUUCUUUUGCUCUUAGCUUCGACAGUGUUUUGUAAGUAGACUUUUCAUCUAAUUUAUUGCUUUUUUUUAAAGCAAAACACAGUUUUCACCCGUCAAUCCUCUGUUUCAGUUUUAAGAGUUUGGUAUGGCUUUAAACAUUACUUCAAUACGAGAUACAAAAUGGCUGACACUGGAAGUGUGCCGACAGUUUCAGAGGGGAACUUGCUCACGUCCUGAUGAGGAAUGCAAAUUUGCACACCCACCCAAGAGCUGCCAGGUGGAAAAUGGAAGAGUUAUUGCCUGUUUUGACUCACUAAAGGGCCGAUGUACAAGAGAAAACUGCAAAUACCUUCAUCCACCAGCACAUUUAAAAACCCAGCUAGAAAUAAACGGACGAAACAACCUCAUCCAGCAGAAGACCGCCGCUGCAAUGUUGGCUCAGCAGAUGCAGUUCAUGAUACCAGGCACAGCCAUGCAGCCAGUUCCCACAUUUCCCGUAACCCAAGGUUUAGGAACAAACCCUGGUAUUAGCUACGCUCCUUAUCUCACCCCUGUGACACCAGGCGUGGGCUUAGUUCCUACAGAAAUGCUGCCCAGUACACCGGUCAUUGUUCCAGGAAGCCCACCUGUCACAGUGCAAGGCUCUGCCUCCACUCAGAAACUACUGAGGACAGACAAGCUAGAGGUCUGCCGGGAGUUUCAGCGUGGAAACUGUGCGAGAGGGGAGACCGACUGUCGCUUCGCUCACCCCAGCGACAGCGCCAUGAUUGACACCAGUGACAAUACCGUAACGGUGUGCAUGGAUUACAUCAAGAGCCGCUGCUCAAGAGAGAAGUGCAAAUACUUCCACCCUCCUGCACACCUACAGGCCAAAAUCAAAGCUGCGCAGCACCAAGCCAACCAGGCUGCAGUGGCAGCACAGGCAGCAGCGGCAGCCAUGACUCAGUCGACUGCCAAAGCAAUGAAGCGACCCCUCGAGGCAACUGUAGAUCUGGCUUUCCCACCUGGAGUCCUGCAGCCCCUACCAAAGAGACCAGCACUUGAAAAAAGCAAUGGUACCAGCACAGUCUUUAACCCCAGUGUUUUGCACUACCAACAGGCUCUUGCCAAUGCACAGUUACAGCAGCCUACAGCAUUCAUUCCCACAGGGUCAGUGUUGUGCAUGACUCCUGCUACCAGCAUUGGCAGAAUCUUACUGUAGCAAAAACAUAUAAAUCACCAGACUAAAAUUCCAAGCAGAUCAGUUGUUUAAUAUUAGGUAAUUUGCCUUUUGUUGUGCACUGUGUACUAGGAAAUUUUAUCAGUUUCCCAGAGGAUUGUCGGAGUAUCACUGAAAACACGUCACAGUUUCUGAUAAUUGAAGCAUCAGCAACUUUAAAAUGAAUAUCAACAGCUUUUGAACAUCCUUUUUUUAUUAUUCUAAUAUUUGCAGUUAUUGAAAUGCUAUAAAACAUACGUUCCUAAAAAUUGACUAUGACUGAUAUUUCUAAAUAUUUGCAAGCUAUUUAUAACUUCUCUGGGAAUCACUGAUUAUAUUGAUAAAUUUCCUUAAUUGUGAUUGUAAUCAGCUUUCUUCCUCUUUUUUUUAUUUUUCUCCCAUGCUUUCUUGCUUUGCAUUGUGAUUGCAUGCCAUCUGCUGGUCUAACCUAACGAUGGCUUGCCGCUAUAUAAUAUUCACCAUGCAAAAAACAAAAUACCACACCUGUUGCCAUGGUUACCAUAAUGCUACACCUACCUUGUCAUUGCUUCCAUGGUUCCCUUCCUGAAAAAGUACCCAUGAUGUACAGUGCUACGCCUGCUACUGUCUCUGCAGCAACAACUCCUGCCACAAGUGUCCCCUUCGCAGCAACAGCACCAGCC
Molecule: messenger RNA, 2683 nt
Organism: Lepisosteus oculatus (spotted gar)
Lineage: Eukaryota; Metazoa; Chordata; Actinopteri; Semionotiformes; Lepisosteidae
Source: RefSeq, a predicted model, not a curated record